Molecule: messenger RNA, 1080 nt
Organism: Colletotrichum lupini
Lineage: Eukaryota; Fungi; Ascomycota; Sordariomycetes; Glomerellales; Glomerellaceae
Exons: 4
Coding region: 1-1080 (359 amino acids)
Source: RefSeq, a predicted model, not a curated record
AUGGCGGUUGUCAGCAUCACAACCAACACAGAGCCCAAGGCGACAUCGCCCGUUGAGCCUUGGAGAGCCGCUCUAGAUGAGGUAAUUGCCAUCCAGGAGAGUUGGGGAGACCAACAAGAAUCGGAAUAUGCUUCAAUCAUUCUCAAAAUGCUUCUCACUUUUCCUGAAAAGGGUUACUUGGCAACACUUGAAGCUUCACUCCGCAUAGGAGCAGAUUACUGGGCCAAGUAUCUACCUUCCAGUGUUGAUCCUCUCAACAAGCCUUAUAGGUUGGCAGAUAAAGGCUGGCGCAUGUAUCUUUAUGGCUUUUACGAGACAUUUCUUGAACAAGCUUGGCUAUUGCGUUAUGACGACCCUCGGCAAGACUGCUUAGUGCACCUCUUGAUGGACUUGCAAAAUCUGCCCAAGGUUACAUACCGGGACUAUGGUAAAGAGUGGAUUGCAUAUCACAAUGAUUCAGUUUGGGGGGAAUUGACGGAAGAUAAGUGGAAUGCAAAGUUUGCAUCCGAUCAAGCUGAACCGACGGAACCCGAGGCAAAGAAGGACUUCAUUCUCACUUGUGAUGAGUGGGUCAACUACUCCUGCUUCUUGGCUCGGUUUUCUGGCUCUGGAGCCCACAUCGCGUAUGAAGGUCAAACGAAAUGGCCGAGCAUCGAUGUUGAGCUGGCACUUGAAAAGCCCAUUCCUACUGGAAAGCUCGGUCAAUGUAGAUUGUUGGUGGCGUCGAAUUGGUUGAUUCAUGCUGGCAAGUUCAUCUACGAGGAUAUGAAGAAGACGGGCGCGGAGAGGUGGGGCCUAGGCAGAUGGGGUCGAUGGACGGAGGCAAUUCGAGGUAUCCUAAAGGCUGGAGGGCAGACUGACGAAGUGACCGCGAGACUCCAAGCGGCCUUGGACACGAUCGUCUCGUUGACGCCAGAUGCCAGUGAGGUUAAGGAGAGCACUGGAGCCGAGGAAAGCAGUGAGGGCGGUGAGGUGAAGGAGAGCAUUGAGGUAAAGGAGAGCGGUGAAUCAAAGAAUGGUGAUCAGGUGAAGGAGGCCGAUCAGAUAUUCCAGGUUUUUUCCAAGCGCACAAAGAUGUAA